Aplosporella prunicola CBS 121167 is the source of this 777-nucleotide messenger RNA. RefSeq lists its product as uncharacterized. Gene Ontology annotation, cellular component: cytosolic small ribosomal subunit. Gene Ontology annotation, biological process: translation; positive regulation of translational fidelity. The coding region runs from base 1 to 576 and encodes 191 amino acids. Gene Ontology annotation, molecular function: structural constituent of ribosome; rRNA binding. The record is from RefSeq and is a predicted model, not a curated record. The transcript is spliced from 4 exons. NCBI's taxonomy places the organism in Eukaryota, Fungi, Ascomycota, Dothideomycetes, Botryosphaeriales, Aplosporellaceae.
AUGGCUCCCAGGAGUUACUCCAAGACCUACAAGGUCCCGCGUCGUCCUUUCGAGUCCGCUCGUCUGGACUCUGAAUUGAAGAUUGUUGGCGAAUAUGGCCUCCGCAACAAGCGCGAGGUCUGGCGCGUCCAGCUGACCCUCUCCAAGAUCCGUCGUGCUGCCCGUCAGCUUCUCACCAUGGACGAGAAGGACCCCAAGCGUCUCUUCGAGGGUAACGCCCUGAUUCGCCGUCUCGUACGUGUCGGUGUCCUCGACGAGUCCCGCAUGAAGCUCGAUUACGUCCUUGCCCUCAAGGUCGAGGACUUCUUGGAGCGCCGCCUCCAGACCUGCGUCUACAAGCUCGGCCUCGCCAAGUCCAUCCACCACGCCCGUGUCCUGAUCAAGCAGAGGCACAUCCGUGUCGGCAAGCAGAUCGUCAACGUUCCUUCCUUCGUUGUCCGUCUCGACUCCCAGAAGCACAUCGACUUCUCCCUCACCUCGCCCUUCGGUGGCGGACGCCCCGGCCGUGUCAGGAGAAAGAAGGCCAAGGCCGCUGAGGCCAAGGACGACGCCGGCGAGGAGGAGGACGAGGAGUAGAUCUUCCUGUCAUGACCGUCAGGUGCAAAAGGGUCGAUUCAUGGGAAUGGGCGUAGGCUUUUCUGCUCCCCCGCGAAGGAGGGUUUGGCGGAGAAGUAGUUUCGAAAAAUUCAAAUACCAUUAUGCCCAUGCCGUCUCGAAGCUUUGCUAAGGCUCAAGAUGUGAGUUAGUUACGAUCAAUUAAGGUUUUCUUUUCUGCCG